AUCUGUGAUUCUAGUGCCACUCUCGUGUUUGCUUUGCAAUUUUGUACCUGAAUAUGACUAUGGAGAGACGUCUUGGUCUUUUCGUUUUGAUUGCAGCUUUGUGUUUUCCGACUGGCGCACAUGCUGUAGUCGAUUUGUUUUCUGUCGGCGUCGCAGCCGCAUCUUGGGGCUUUAACAAAGUCAAGUGUAUGGUAACAGAAUGCUGUUACGGUGACAAAUGGAUCGGACUUGAUUUAUCUUCGUUGAAGGAAGAUUUUCAAAAGCAUGUCUUUGGACAGCAUCUAGCAGCAGAAGUUGUAGUCAAAGUUCUGAGAGGACAUUUCAAAAAUGAGCCAAAGAAAGCUCUAGUUUUGUCAUUUCAAGGCGGUACUGGUAGUGGAAAGAAUUUCAUCAGUGACAUAAUUGCUAACAAUACCUUUAGAAAAGGAAUGAAAAGUCAGUUUGUUCAUAAAUAUAUUGCCACUUUUGAUGCUCCACAUUCAGAUAGAGUAGAGUUUUACAAAACUGAGCUUCGUAACCGAAUAAUGAGUGCUGGUCGGAAAUGUGGUCGUUCUCUGUUCAUCUUUGAUGAGAUGGAUAAGAUGCCUCCUGGGCUUAUUGAUGUUGUGUAUCCUUUUGUUGAUCAUCAUUCGGAAGUUGGAGGCGUUAAUUUUCGUCAGUUUGUCUUUAUAUUUUUGAGCAACACUGGCGCACAGAGAAUUAACAACUAUAUGUUGGAACAAUGGAAUUCGGGAAAACAACGAGAAGAUGUCACAAUUAAAGAACUUGAUUUUUAUCUCAGUAAAGAUGCUUACAGAGAAAAAGAUGGCAGUUUGUGGCACUCUAACUUGAUUAAGAACCAUCUGAUUGAUUAUUUUGUUCCAUUUUUGCCCCUGGAACGAGUACAUAUCAAACAGUGUGCAGCUGCUGAGAUGCGACGUCAAGGCCAACUGGUCAGUGGGGAAGUUCUUAAUGCUGUAGCAAAUGAGCAUAUCUACUGGCCGUCAAAUGAGCAAUUAUAUGCUACAUCGGGAUGUAAAAAAGUACGAAGUAAAGUGGAUGUUCUCAGUGAUGAAUGAUAACCAUAGUUUUGUAAGAAGAAUGUAUGCAGUGAUAAUUUGAUGAAAUUGAAGUCUGUUGCUGCUACUUGUAUUUGUUGGUAUAUAUUUGUUAUACGUGUGAUGUGUUUUCAAGUCUUGAGACAUUGAGGACUCUUCUUGUUUAUACCAUUUCAAGCGCCAUUAUUCGAAGCGCCAUCAAAAUAAGUAAGUGUAAGAAAUAAGUACAAGUGUAAGUAGCUUGG
Molecule: messenger RNA, 1282 nt
Organism: Corticium candelabrum
Lineage: Eukaryota; Metazoa; Porifera; Homoscleromorpha; Homosclerophorida; Plakinidae
Product: torsin-1A-like
Exons: 1
Coding region: 54-1058 (334 amino acids)
Molecular function (GO): ATP binding; ATP hydrolysis activity
Source: RefSeq, a predicted model, not a curated record